UAGUCGCAUUGUUGUUGGUGGUGGUGGUGGGCGACACCAUUGUUUUCAGUAUUAGCUUUAGUGGUAGUGGUGCUGAUUUUGGUUGAGACGAGACUGUCAAACAGACCUACGGGAUAGACAAACAUAUAUAUAUAAAAAAAGCUUAAACUAAUAAGACUUUCAAGCACCAUUAUCUUCCAACUAAAUCGUAGCACUUACUGUCUACCGUAAAUAGAAAGUAGUAAACAAGUCUUCAUUACUAGAGAGCUUGUCAAUGAUGCUACAAUCUUCUAGUCUCCUCCGAUUUGUCGCUGUUAUUAUUAUUAUGUGCCAGAUUAAUUAAACGUAUUGGCAGUGUAAUGUGACAGAGCAAGCUGCCGGGAUGCCAGUUGUACUAGACGGUCUCCAUGUGGAGAACAACAACAACAACAACAAUAAUAACGACCCGGCUCCUAACAACUUAGCCACGGUGGCGGCGGCAACAGCAGCUGCAGCAACGGCAGCUGCAGCGGCAACCGCAUCCGCUGCAGCGGCGGCAGCAGCAGCCUCCACCACUCCAGGUUCACCUGCUGCUAUGGGACGGAUACAACAACAGCAGCAACAACAGCAACAGCAGCCACAACAACAGCAACAGCAGCAGCAGCAACAACAACAGCAACAAAACAAUCCUUUCGUAAAUGCCCGUGAUAGACUCUUCCAUGCCCUUUUUUAUAAAAUAGCCCUUGCGUAUGCCAGAACGUUCCCAGUGUCUUUCAGAAGAGCAUUUGAAUUUAUUAUUCUUCUCAAGGCUUUGAUAUUCCUGUUAGUAUUCAGCUAUAUCCACACUGUAUUCACACGUUCCCCCAUAAACUGUUUACAAAAUGUACAAAAGACCUGGCCCCGGCAGGGGAUUCUGCGGGUUGAGAUAGUGCGUAAUGCAUCGGAGAACUACACAAUUUUGCAUUCAUAUCGUAAAGAAUACUCAGACCUUAGUUACAUUGUUAACUUACCAACACAAGAAGAUCAACAACAUCAACAACAGCAACAAGAUGAUGAUGACAGUAGCAGUGAAGAAAAAACUUCAAGUUCUAAGGAACAGAGUUCAGUUUUACAGCCUACCGAGGAAGCCAAAGGGGAAGACGGGGCACCCGUGUUAGAAGGUGAGUCACAUGACCAGCUUGGACUGAAUGUGACUGGCACAUCAUCAUCAUCAUCGUCAUCAUCAUCUUCAUCAUCCCCACCCUUGUCCCUGCAGUAUUCUGCCAAUGAUGUUCUGGAUUCCCCUUAUGAGAGGAUUUCCGUCUCAGAGCUGGAGAUGAUAGCACGAGUUGUCUGGCCAGAAGAAAAAUAUAUUGUAGAAUAUUCCUUGGAAUAUGGAUUCUUACGAUUGUCUCCCAAGACAAGAGAUCGGCUUAACAUCAGUGUUAUGUUGGUGACGCUAGAUCCUUUAAAGGAUGAAUGCUUUGGAGACAGCUUUACACGGUUUCUUCUGGAAGAAUUCUUGGGUUAUGAUGAUAUCCUAAUGGCUAGUAUCAAACAACUGGCCGAGCAAGAAGAUAACAAAGGUUUCCUACGCAAUGUAGUAACAGGAGAACACUACAAGUUUGUCAGUAUGUGGAUGACUCGUUCUUCUUACAUGGCUGCUGCGCUCAUUAUGUUUCUGUUUACAGUAUCUGUGUCAACCCUCCUACGAUAUUCACAUCGACAGAUUUUUAUGUUUAUAGUAGACCUUCUUCAGAUGUUGGAGAUGAAUGUAACAAUAGCCUUCCCAGCAGCACCCCUGCUAACCGUCAUUCUGGCACUUGUUGGUAUGGAGGCAAUAAUGUCUGAAUUCUUCAAUGAUACCACCACAGCCUUCUACAUCAUUGUCAUCGUAUGGGUGGCUGAUCAAUACGAUGCUGUCUGUUGUCAUACCCGUAUAAGUAAAAGGUAUUGGCUAAGAUUCUUCUAUUUGUACCAUUUUGCUUUCUAUGCAUACCAUUAUCGUUUCAAUGGUCAGUAUAGUGGGCUGGCACUGUUCACCUCCUGGCUCUUUAUUCAGCAUACUAUGGUAUUUUUCUUUCACCAUUAUGAAUUACCAGCCAUUGAACAGCAAGCAGAAAUUUAUGAAGGAAUACUAUUGGAAGCACGUAUUCGAGUCAACCAAAAUAAUUCUGAGCAGCACCAACAAGGCUCUCACUCCAGCUCUCCUGAUGGUAGUGCUAGCAACACUGAGGAAAACACAAGCAGUCGCUCCAGUCAAGUGCAAGAAGACCAACCGGAUGGCCAUUCACCGCAGACUGCAUCGGACAACUUAGCUGAAUCUGAACUAUCUUCAAUGACCACAACAACCAGUCAUAAUAGUAGUAGUAGUAAUAGCAGUAGUAGUACACCAGACUCUCCUUUUUCAGACUCUAAUACAACACAAGAAAAUACUUCCUCGAUGCCACCAAUGGCACGUUUUAGUCAGAGAUCGAUGAGUCAUAUAGCUCCUCAGGGUUUUGGAGAAAGCACUGGUCGUUCUUUAACUCACCGAGGUAUAUUCCGAUCAAUGUCAGUGCCUCAGGCACCAUCUACUCCGAUGGGAGGCAAUAGUAAUUUGUUUACAACACAGCAGCGCUCUCGUAAUUCUUGGCAUAGGCCAUCAAACGUAUUUCGUAAUAUACUUCUGAACUUUCGACGAAUGCAGCAGACACAGGAAAGACUGCAGGCUGUCUGGACUCAAGAACUCGAGCCAGAAAACACAGGCCCUUACCGGACCUCUUCCGUUGAUUCCAACUUUGAAAUGGUUGAUUGAUUUCUUCGUACCUUUGUUUUCAACCACAAAUCCUAACAACUACAAAAACAACAAAUUUAAAAAAAAAAAAGAAGAGAUACUAAAUAAAGAAGGCUUAUAUCCUUAUCAGGAAUUGCUACUCUGUAUAUUUUUAAUUCUUUGCUCCUCGAUCCAAAACUUCUCUGCCUUCCUCUCCCCCCUCUCUCUCUCUCUCUCUCUCCUUAAGUCCCCUCUCUUAACCUACACCUAGUUUGAACUUCAUAUUUUUCUGGCCCCUAAUUUUAGGUGUCAAAAUAAAAUGAGAACAUUCUCACAAUUUUAACCUUUGUCCCAUGGAAACAAAUUUGAUAUAAAUUUGUAACAAGAUGAAAAGAAAUUCCUCUUUUUUUUUUUUUUGCGCGGUUAUUUUUUUUUGUUAACUCUAGAUCUUUGGUAUUUGUAAGAGGGGAAACAAAUCAGUGUUAAUAUUUAUGUGUGUGUGCAUGCACGCUGUAUGGAUAUGUGUUAAAUGUUUUUGAUGUGUGGUGUGUGUGUACACACACACACACGCACAUACACACUCGUACAUAUGUAUAAUAUAUGUAUAUACACACUUCUGUAUAUAUGUUUAUGUGUAUAUACACAAACAUGUAUUUGUGUGUGUGUGUGCGUGUGUAUAUAUAUAUAUAUAUAUAUAUAUAUAUAUAUAUAUAACACAAUACUUACACUGAUAAUAUAUUCGUUCCUCUUACAUUAUUCCACCUUGAUAGAAUCGCGUUUCACCGAAGUCCUGUGCCAAUUCUCAACAGAAUGAAUUUUAAGAUGUAAUGUUUGGCAUUUGAAGACAAUAACAUAGUUUCCAAAAAUA
Octopus sinensis (East Asian common octopus) is the source of this 3560-nucleotide messenger RNA. Its product is annotated as membralin. Bases 362 to 2734 code for a protein of 790 amino acids. Gene Ontology annotation, cellular component: endoplasmic reticulum. The record is from RefSeq and is a predicted model, not a curated record. Gene Ontology annotation, biological process: positive regulation of ERAD pathway; response to endoplasmic reticulum stress. The transcript is spliced from 11 exons. Lineage: Eukaryota; Metazoa; Mollusca; Cephalopoda; Octopoda; Octopodidae.